Messenger RNA from Schistocerca gregaria, 1281 nucleotides. RefSeq lists its product as uncharacterized. Gene Ontology annotation, cellular component: extrinsic component of mitochondrial inner membrane. The coding region runs from base 1 to 1281 and encodes 426 amino acids. The transcript has a single exon. The record is from RefSeq and is a predicted model, not a curated record. Lineage: Eukaryota; Metazoa; Arthropoda; Insecta; Orthoptera; Acrididae.
AUGUGUGGCGACUUGUUUAUGGAAGGCAGUUUUUAUUCGAACUGUUGUCAUGUUUGUAAGUUGCAUCAACCCGAUGUUGAUGUGAAGCGAUGCAGCAAAUGUCGAAUGAUUUCAUAUUGUUCUGUGAAACACCAAAAGGAACAUUGGCCAAAGCAUAAACAUCUGUGCAAAAGUAUUGUGAGAAUAUGCCACAAUAGCGGGGUGUCGGCGUUAUUUGAAACUCCCAAUCCGCACAUGACGGCGAGAGAAUGGUGUACUCUUCGCACGAAAUAUAUGGCUGCUGCUGAAGUCUUUGUAGCAAGAAAACUAUAUAAAUACGAGCGUGAGAUGUUUUUCUUCCCAAGAGUUUGUAGGGUCUGCAAAAUGUUCAAUAACGGCGAUUUGAUUGAUUGUGGCGAUUGUCUGUCAGCAAGUUACUGUUCAGUUGACCAUCAGUUAAAAGAUUCAACGAAUCACUCGGGAGUGUGCAGUGAUUUGAAACUUUGUUUGGAAAUUGACACAAAAGUGAAAAAUGAUUUGGAUUUUAGCACCCUAAUGGUGACAAGUCAAGAAGAGUAUACUCUUUUGCCCAAGAACACAAUAGAUUUUAUACAGUCCCAUAUUACGUUUUAUAAACAGGUUACACUGCCUCCACAGUUGGUAUUUGCGUAUGUGUCAGAGAUUUUCUCGUGUCCUUUAACGCUGUUGUAUGCCCUCGAGAGAGAGAGAAUUAUGAGAGCCUCCCUUAUUGUACAUGUUGUUGGCGCUAGUUAUCUUGAGUGCUCCUUUUUCUUCUCUUGGGAAAGUGUGUUGCACUGGUUACCACAUGUAAAAUAUUUAUCUGUUGUGUUCAUUGGACCAGAUGUUAUUGAGGGUAAAAGUUUCACAUUGUGCUCGGGAUGUGAAAAAAAGGGAAAGGGGAUCAACAUUAAACUUUACAGUGGCAUGUAUCAUGACUUCGUUAAGUCAGUUACUUAUGAGACUCCGUCUAUAAUCGUGGCAUACAAUAGUGGUAUUAAUGAACAGAGUUCUCACGACACAUGGGGCCAGUCCAUACCAUUUUUUCUGAAAUAUGAUACAGUACCGUUUGUUUUAACUUCAUAUACGUUAUCGGAGGCAAUAUCAGAUUUAAAUAAAAUAUGCGAAAUUGCAGGUUGUGAAAUUACUAUUUCUGUUUCUUGUGAAAGAAACCGAUUUUCAAGCCAACGACCUUACCGAGAUUGGGAGACAGACCCCUUAUGCACAUUUUUCUAUAACAACUACUUGAGUAUUGUAAAGCGUGGAAGUGAGAGUACAAAAUAA